Messenger RNA from Emericellopsis atlantica, 681 nucleotides. RefSeq lists its product as uncharacterized. Bases 153 to 644 code for a protein of 163 amino acids. Lineage: Eukaryota; Fungi; Ascomycota; Sordariomycetes; Hypocreales; Bionectriaceae. The record is from RefSeq and is a predicted model, not a curated record. The transcript has 2 exons.
GCCCCAAGGACUCGAUCACGCUGAGGGUAUUUUGCAGAGAUAACAAGGGCAUUAUAACAUAGUUGGCUGAGUAUAAGGAUGUUUCCUGCGCAAACAAAAAGUACCCAAUCCGCAUCGACUUUGAGUUCUAUUCGUCCAAUUGCUGGUUCAACAUGGCAGACUACGAAUUCAACAGCUCCUUGUUCGGGCUUGCAGAGAAGCCAGCGAAAACAACAUACGGCCUUGAGGAGCCCACCACCUCCGUCACGACAUCCUCAACACCCGAUUCCACGACAUCGUCCGAGCCAACCUCCACGGAAACAACUACCGCUGCCCCUGCUGCCUCCUCCGACACUGACAACUCCAGUUCUGGUCUCAGCACCGGCGCCAAGGCCGGUAUCGGUGUUGGCGUAUCGCUUGGUGUAAUCGGUCUGGCUGCGCUGGCAGGGGGCUUCUGGAUGGUGAGAAGGAAAAGGGCCGGCGGUGAUCGUGGACCGUCCGGCCCAGGGGAGAGGCAGGAGCUGUAUACCGAGCCAGCGGGCUACAAACAGCCUGAAUAUCAAAUUCAGGAGCACUACGGCGAAGAGGGAUUGAGAAGCGGGAGUGCGGUACCGCCGAGCGAGUUAGAGGGCUCGAGGAGGCCGCAAUAUGAAAUGAUGGGCUAGCAAGGCUACUGUAGCUACCUCGGGUAGAUGUCAGGAC